AUGAAGUCGAUGAUCUUCAUUGUGUUGGCGGUGCACAAUGCCCUGGCUUAUCAUGAUCCUGAUCUAAACUACCACUUAAGCCAGGUUCAGAAAGUGUCAAACUGUGACAAUGGAUAUUCAUACGCUGCGCCCGCGGUGCAGUUGACUACGACCGGCGUCAAGGCUGUCGCACCUGCGCCAGCUAUCAUUUCUCAACCCAUUAUAUCUGCACCUGCAUACCAGUACUCGGGAAGUUCAGGUUACUCCUCUAGUGGAAGCUCGAGCUACUCCAGCGGUGGGGGCUCAGGAUAUUCAACUGGAAUAACAUACCAGUCAGCAGCACCACAAAUAACUUAUGCAGCACAACCAGCAGCCACUUAUCAGACUUCAUCGCUCGCUUCCAACUACAACAACUACGCUGCUCAAGGAUAUACCACGAAGGAAGUCCACGGAUACGCAACCUCUGCGGGACUCUCAUCAGCUGCUUCAAGUGGAAAAACUGUGACACCACUCGCAACAUACGCUCAAGCCCCAAUCAUUGCUAAAGUGACAGCAGCUCCAUUGAUCGCAAAGUUCUCGUUAUCUCCUGCUAAGACUACAUACACACAGAACUUGGUAUCACAACAAGCUUAUUCAACUGGAUCAUUGGCAAAAGCGUCUCUUAACUCGUACAGCAACAUACAAACGGGAGGGCCAGUGGUGUCCCAGGUCUACGCUGCUCCUUCUGCUGGGUACGCGACAUCGCCUGCCUUGAAAGUGCAGCAGUCGCAGAUUGUGGGAGGGCACUACACAGCAGUGGCAGCACCUGCAGUUGCACAGUACGCCCAGUACAGUCAGGCUCCAGUGGCAUCAGUUAGUUACGCAGCGCCAUCAGUGUCACAAUAUUCAAGCUCUUCUGUGUCUCACGCAUCGGCUCCAUCUUCAAGCUACUUUACCCCGGCCCAGCACGGUGCAGUGGUUAGUCAGUACUCGUCUCCGGUAGUGGCACAACACGUACAGUACGCUGCGCCAGUGGUCGCGCAGUACUCGGCUCCAGCCGUAGUGCAGCACUCAGUGCCGGCUGUGGCUCAGUACUCAGCACCGGCUGUGACUCAGUACUCAGCGCCAGCAGUGGCUCAUUACUCUACGCCAGCAGCAACAUCAGUGAGUCAGUACUCGAGUACCCCCGUGAGUGUGGCCCACGUCUCUUCGCCCGCCUACACUGCAGUGGCCGCUCCUGCAGUUGCCAAGGUCGCAGCAGCACCCCUCGCCGUCAAGAAUGUUCACACUGAAUUCUUAGAGAACUAUGACGCCCACCCGCGGUAUGCUUUCGAAUACAGUGUCAAUGACCCCCACACUGGUGACAUCAAGCAACAAAAAGAAGAAAGAGACGGAGAAGUCGUCAAGGGUCAGUAUUCGCUGGUGGAGCCCGACGGCUCGGUGCGGACGGUGAACUACGUUGCUGACUGGGAGACUGGUUUCCACGCCGACGUUCGCAACAGCAAAGACAAUCAACAUUAAAAAUACGAAUAUAAUUCGGACAGGCACCACGACCCAGUCGAAUACAUGCCUUAUUCGGUCUGACCACAUGUUAUAGCCUAAAUUAGUGACCUAAAAGGUCCUAGGUAACUUAUGAUUGUAAAUAAAUUAGUAAAACGUAUAUAGAUUGGAUAAGGACGGAAGCCGAUAGCCUUGUCAGGGCAAGUAGGCAUGUUGAGCAAAAAAAUGUGAUUUGUGUCAAUCAAAGGGAAAUUCAGCUAAUACCUAUUUGCUAAGCUUUUUAGUUUCGUAGGUAAGUUAAUAUUAUCAUUUAUGUUUAAUUAUUGGGUACCACUACUGAAUACUCGUUAAAUUAUGUAUGUAUUUUUCGGACCUUUCGGAUAUUUCAGACCGAGGUUGUUUGAAAUUCAGAAUUAGGUACAGCCUACCUAGUCACAUCAAACACGAUUGACCUACUACUUAAUUAUAAUAUACCUAAUAUUAUUAUAAAAAAAAUAUUAGCGUAUCCUUCAUUCAAAUCAUGUCAUAAGUGCCAUUAAAUUUUAUUUUUCCAACAGC
Spodoptera exigua (beet armyworm) is the source of this 2016-nucleotide messenger RNA. The record is from the annotation of a GenBank genome assembly. Lineage: Eukaryota; Metazoa; Arthropoda; Insecta; Lepidoptera; Noctuidae.